Hyposmocoma kahamanoa is the source of this 1867-nucleotide messenger RNA. RefSeq lists its product as uncharacterized. NCBI's taxonomy places the organism in Eukaryota, Metazoa, Arthropoda, Insecta, Lepidoptera, Cosmopterigidae. The transcript has 11 exons. The record is from RefSeq and is a predicted model, not a curated record. The coding region runs from base 64 to 1737 and encodes 557 amino acids.
UCAAACAAAGCGCGCGCUGCACUGAUUUAACAUUAACUUUUAUUUUGUGAAGAAUUAAUUGUGAUGGAGAAGGAGCACCAACCGGACUCCAUGGCGACCAUCACCAUGAAACCCGAGUACCCACCAUCCGAAGUGUACAGCACGUCGGAACCACCACCGGCGUACAGACAGCGGGUUUCGUCGGCAGUUCAGAUCGCAAAGAUUGCCGCGCUGACGGUGGUGGCUUCCUCGUUUAUUCUGGGCGCAUUUAUCCUGGCUUCCAGCUGGGUUGCGGCACGCGCCUCAUGUCACCAACUCGAACAACUCGACGCCAUGCUUGAUAAGGAGCUCGCUCUUGAGAGCAGAGCUUAUGGCAACGAUGGAUUAUUAGCGGAUGAGCCAUUACCCAUUGCGAACGCACACGCUCUGCACGGUGUGCCACCACCUGCAGCGCAAUCGUCCGCUGCGUCUGUGCAGUCCAACCAACCGCCUGCGCCGGCCGCUAGCCAACUAAAAGACGACGGUCUCAGCCACGCCGAAUCCAAAAUCGACGAGGACAAACUACAGAAAAUCGACGACUCUAAAAAUGAAGCGAAUAACUCUGCCGACGACAGCCUGGAGUCGGAUAGCUCUGCUGAGGACGAGGACGAGCUGGAUGCCGUGAGGCCGAUGCUUAAGCUGCCCAUCCAGUUCGACCUUGAUGACCUUGCUGGCGCCUUCCUCGCUAGCAACCAAAAAGGCCGCAUGAACUGUAUGGUGGAGCGCCGCCGUGAUGACCCCACGGAGCGGCGGUUCCCUUUCAACAUCCUCGGCGCUUUUGCCCAUCGCAAUGCACACGCUGAACGUAUCGCCAUCAUUUGCCACGGAGGUGAUGAACCUAGACCAAUGAACGCGUUCCCAGAACCACAGUCGCAAGUUUUCGCGUUCCCACUAGCUGGUCCCAUGCGACUUCCGCUGCGGCCCCAACCCGCCGACCGCCCGCAACCUGCGCAGGAGCCCCGCAUGUCACCCUUCGUACCUCUUGGACAGCACCGCGCUGGACCCUUCCCUAUCCCCAUGCCAUGGGAUUCCUCAGAGGAGCAGAUGAGUGCCCCUCGCGAGAUGCGCAUCCACGUUCAACGGGUCAUCGCCAUCCCCGCUCCCCACAACAUGCCGCCCCCGCCUGAGGGUAUGGGACCCUUUGCCCCACCACCACCACCACCCCACUCACAGGAUCACAACGAGCAGCCUACCGUUCUCCACCAGUUCGUGCCCCAAUCUGCACCCACGCAAGAGCUAGAGCAGCCCGAGAUACAGAAGAUCCAGAUGGAUGGCACUCCUGUCCAAAUGAACUUGCCUUGGGGCCUGACACCCGAGGACCUUCAUGUGAUCCACCGCACUGCCGAGGAUGCCGCUGCCAGCCAGCAACGCGAGCAGAUUCAGCAACAGAUGGACAACGAUAUGCAGGAGGUUAAGACAAUCGUGAACACCCUGGCCGCGGCUGCGGAAGCUGAAGCCGAGGCCCAAGCGCACGCUGAAGCACAGGCCCAAGCCCAUGAAGAACAAAGGCGCCAGGAGCAGAUGCAGAGCCCCACUCAAGACGCGCCAUCCCCCACUUCUCGUGCGCCACGCACCGUGCUCGUUCCGCAAGAGCUCCAUAUGCCUAUGCUCCCAAUUGAGGAGAGGCCACACUACAUGCAGCCUCGUUCCGUGCGUAGCGUGGACGCCCUGCUGCAUCGUGAGAAGCGCGUGAAGCGCUGCUCAUGUGACUGCGCCUAAGCGCCUCGCAUACACAAGCGCUGCAGGCGCUGCACUGUCAGCGCAAGCGCACAUCUCCGUCCAUCCAUGUCCAUGUCACAACAACGUAACAAAGCCGAACACCUUUGUUAUAAAAAAAAUCGCACUUCUU